UUUAAAAGCAACUUCACAAAUAUCUCCUGGAGUAAUUUUCUAGAUAAACCCCAGCCAUUCCUUUUUCAAAAUUUAUCUAAUCUUCAAAAAUCCAAAAAGAUAAAGAAAAGUCAAACUUACUUUUCUUUUUUCCUUUUGCAUAAUUGCCGGCUGCACUCUUUUUUCUUCUCACCAUUUGUGGCCCCAUCAACCUUUAUUUUAAUUUUCAAUUUUCAAAAAGCAAAUCCCAAAAGCAAGGAUUAGUUGAAAAUUAAAAAUUAAAAAUUAACUUUAUCUUCUCCAAACACCACGACACCGACUUUCUCUUCCAUUUUCUUUUGCUUUUACCGCCGGCUGCUACUAAUUUCAUACCUUCAAUUUUUCUUUUCCAGACCCACAAAAUCAAAACUAGCAAACCGGUUCCUUUCUUCAAGAUCCACUACCGGCUGCUCCCUUUCUUCAUUUUUUUUUUUUAUUUUGUUUCUCCAAAUCCAACCAAAACCAGCUACCCACUUCUUUUAACUUCCAGAUCUACUACCGGCUGCACUCUUCCUUUGCUUGUUUGUCCAGAUUUGCUCGGUGGUCCCCCCGGAGACUCUUCUUGCUUCACAGGUCUGUCCGGCUUGUGCCCGGUACUCACUUCCAGGCAGCCUUUCCUUGCCAAAAUCAUCCCCAUGGCUCAUGACCGAGAAGAGCAAACCAUGCCCACCGGAUCUGCUUCCAUGGCCGGUUCAAAGGCCACUCCUUGCUUGAGGUCACCUCCCCCAAAUUUAAUUGAAAUCUUUCAAAACCGUAACCUUCAAGAUGAUAUAAACAGGGUACUCCAAAAACAGAAACCAUGCCAUUCAAGCCAAACUUUCGUUCCCCAUAAAAAAUCUCAGAUUUUGGGCCCUUAUUUUGUGUCUCAUCCGCUGUUCUGGCCCCUCCACAACUCACCAAAAAAUCUGAAGGGAAGAAUGUUGUAAAAGAGAAUGAGGACCUGGAAUCUGCCAUGGCCGCCCAGAUCAGCCAGCUAGAUCUGCCAGGGAGAGCUCCCAAACUUCAAGUCAAAAGGAAAUUUGUUGCUCCUGCAGAUUCCACGGAAGAGGAUACCCCCACCAAGCAGCGAAGAACCGGAGGUAAAUCCGCUUUGGCUUGCAACUUUGUGACAUAUCUGCCCAGCCUGGCUUGUGUCCGGUGGCCCCAGCAAAAAUCUUCCCCUUGCCAAAAUUACUUCCAUGGCCAGUGACCGAGAAGAUCAAACCAUGCCCACCGGAUCUGCUUCCAUGGCCGGUUCAAAGGCCACUCCUUGCUUGCGGUCACCUCCCCCAAAUUUAAUUGAAAUCUUUCAAAACCGUAACCUUCAAGAUGAUAUAAACAAGGUACUUUCAUCCUCGGUUUCUUGAUGUUAUGGAAAAUAUUUCUGUUCUGGCCCCUCCACAACUCACCAAAAAAUCUGAAAGGAAGAAAGUAGUAAAAGAGAAUGAAGACCUGGAAUCUGCCAUGGCCGCCCAAAUCAGCCAGCCAGAUCUGCCAGUGAGAGCUCCCAAACUUCAAGUUAAAAGGAAAUUUGUUGCUCCUGCAGAUUCCACAGAAGAGGAUACCCCCUCCAAACAGCGAAGAACAGGAGGAAUUAAGAGGCCAGCAGUGAAACCUGCAGCCGCCAAAAAGCUCAUCAAAUCUGCCUCCCCAUCAGAAUCCACUUUUGCCAUGGAAACCCAGAUUCCUCCUAACAAAAUAGAAGAUGUUUCUCCCAAGCUAGACCAAGUUGAAGAAAACAUUGCUGCAAGUGAUGAAGGUGAUUCUGCCACCAUCCCUACGAAAUCUGGCAACGGUUCUUCUCCAGCCACAAAGGUUAGGGGUUCUAGAUUCUCUUCACGCAUAGCAAACAAAAACUUUAGAACAGUUAGACCGAAUGAACUCAUCGAUCUAAGCCCAGACAAAGAGAAUACCCCUACACCUGUAGCUUCUCCUGCUAGGCAUGUUCAUGUUGAUGACUUUGAGAGUGUUGCUGUUGAUGUGCCCAUGAUUGAUGAUGAUUUGGAGAAUGAACUCCUUGCCCAGCUGGAUAUGUUGAUGGAUACUCCGGCUAAAUCUGGAUCUGCCACAGAUAGUAAAGGGAAGGCAGUUGUUGAGGAAGUGGAAUCUGACGCCAACCUUCCUCCUCAGGAGCAGAUCAGUCUUGCGAUCAUGACCAUGCAAGAGCUCCUGGGUGGUGAUCCUUCCCAUUUUUGCAAAGCGCCGGACCAGCCAACCGCCUUUGAAGCGGCUCAAGUCCUUAGCCGAGCUCCUCAAUUAUCAUCUUCUCAGCACAAGUUCUGGGCAGACUUCUCCUCCCUUUACACGCACUUCAGCAAGAGACUUCGGGUGUUAGAAGGCAAAGUGGCGGCUGCAGAUUCUGUUAGGAAGUCUGUAGCAAAUAGUACCGCUGCUGUCUUGAAGCUGAGCUUUCGGAGUUGAAAAACCAGGUCCCUCUUGCGGAGCAAUCUGAAAAGAAUUUGGCAGAACAAAGAAACAAGCUUCGCAUGAACAUGGAAGCUGGAUUGAAAUCUACAGCCAAGAUCAAGGAUCAACUACCUUCCUUCACAGCCUCUGCAGACGAAGCCGUCGAAGAGAUAAAGACCAUGAAAGAAGAAUGGAGCUCAUGGCAAAACAACCUUAGUU
Rubroshorea leprosula is the source of this 2622-nucleotide messenger RNA. Lineage: Eukaryota; Viridiplantae; Streptophyta; Magnoliopsida; Malvales; Dipterocarpaceae. The record is from the annotation of a GenBank genome assembly.